Tilletiaria anomala UBC 951 is the source of this 2402-nucleotide messenger RNA. RefSeq lists its product as uncharacterized. Bases 310 to 2349 code for a protein of 679 amino acids. Gene Ontology annotation, molecular function: protein heterodimerization activity. Gene Ontology annotation, cellular component: transcription factor TFIID complex. The transcript has 2 exons. Gene Ontology annotation, biological process: DNA-templated transcription initiation. Lineage: Eukaryota; Fungi; Basidiomycota; Exobasidiomycetes; Georgefischeriales; Tilletiariaceae. The record is from RefSeq and is a predicted model, not a curated record.
CAACACGGACCCCCUAUCAUACCUUGACUUAGCUCUUCCCAUUUGGUUGCCAGUGGUGAUAGAGCUUGGCGAAGCUCUGCAGGAGGAUCUAGGCUGAGGUCGAGACGCAUGAUGUGGAUGCUUCGUUGAGGCGCAAGACCGCUGAGCGCUGCGGAAACGUAGAGCCACAACCGCCUUUCGGCAACAUCGCUGCGCUGCUUCCUGCUGGUGCUGGGAGGUUGCGAUUAUUGAACCCAAUAGCAAUCUUGCCCUCUGUUCGGCACGAAACGCGGGAGAAAGCUGGGACGACCGCAAGUACUCAGCAACACAAUGUCAGAGCAGCCGGCCAAGAAGGCCAAGCUGGUCCAUCCUGUCCCAGCAUCGGGUCCGGGCUCACCCGUGUCGGAUGAUGAGCCGCUUGCUGCUUCGAUUAGCCCAUUCCCAGCUGGAGGAGGAGUAGGAGGAGCGGCACAUCCACAAUUGUAUGAUCAGCAGGCUGGAUCGCCGCUUGCAGGCUUGGUGCUGCCAGGAUUAAGCAGCGCAGGGAUGGCAGCGGAUGCAGGGGCUUCACUUGCCAAUGGCAAUGGCAGCAUGCUCCCACCGCCUCCAGUUACGAAGAUGAUGGAGAGCCAACACGAUAUCGAGUCACAGGACGCAGGUGCCUCCAUCAGCACUGCCAACUUCUUUUCGCAAUCUUCCCAAGGGCUUGAGGCUAGCUCGCAAGGGACGACGCUUCCUGCUACUCAACAAGGCCAGUCUCAAUCUCAAUCACAGUCACAAUCGCAGCAGCACUUAACAUGCACGCCUCGAAUAGGCAUUGAUCCAGCGCUAGCACGCACAACUGCAUCAGGCGAUGGAUCACUUCCCACAGCGCUAGCACGCACAACCGCAUCAGGCGAUGGAUCACUUCCCACCCCUGCAGAUACUGCGAUUGCACCAGCGGCAAGUGCAAGCGUGGGCGCAGCGCUGGGCAAUGCUACGACCACCUCGUCCGGAAUCACUGUGAAGAAGGAGCCUAGGGAUGAUGAAGGUGACAGAAUGGAUGCUAGGGAAGCGCUCGAUGUCAUGACCGGCGCCGGCGUCGAUCUUAAGGCAGAGCAAGAGGCGAUCGCGAGCAGCUCUCGUGGAGAGCCAUCCACAUCGUAUGCAGCCGAUGGCUCUUCUUCUGCACCUGACGCAGACUUGGGUCCGAGAUUCGUCAGACGACCAGGCGGCGAUUCCUCGGCAGGUGGUCUUUACCUCAGCGUAUACGAUCUCUCCUUCAAGGUUCACAAAAUUGCCUUUAAGCACCAAUUGCAGGUGGAUCCAGAUGUGCUCAACUACCUCAGUUUGGCGACGCGUCAGCGCUUUCGAAAUCUGCUCGAGACAAUGAUCAAGAUAAGCAGGCAUCGAAAUUGGAGCAGCCACCUUGCCGAGCCAGGGUUCUGGCCAGACCGCAAGGGAAAGCGAAGAAAGAUGGAAGGCGAUGGGGACAAAGGCGAAGAUAAUGAUGAUGGUGAUGAUGGUGAUGGGGAGGAGGAGGCUAACCAAAGGGUUACGCUUUACAAGCAGGAGAUCGUUUCAGAUCCAGAGCUCUGGCUCAGCGCCAUCGAAAAGGCAGACCGCGCCAAUGAGAUGCGUGUGAGGCAAAGGCGGUUGGAACGGGAAGAAAGGAUGAAAGCAGCAAUAGCGGCUGAGCUUUCGGAAGCAUCCGGCGAAGGAGUCGGUGCUGAACCUAUGGCGGGUGGUGUGGCCAACAGCUUCAGGGACGCACCCCUCCUUGGCAUGAUAUCGGGGAGCGGUAGCAAGAAGAAGGCCGCAGCUGCUGCGAAGCAUACAAGUGCAGAUGUGACCAAAAAGCUCGCAGAUAGCGUUGCACAAGCGGCUUUCAGUAGCAGCGGUGCCAGCAAGUACUCAUGGAUGGCAUCUAGUGUCGGAAGCCUUGGCAUGGGCCCGAGCCGAUCGCUUGCGGCCAAAUCGGCCUCACCAGCCGGUGGUGCAAGCUCACCGCCAGCAUCCGGAGGCGACGGGGAUGUCAGCAUGGCAGAUGGAGAAGACGGCAAUCCAGCGGCAGGCGGUCUCUUGAAACUUCCCAAACCACGCUUUGCCCCCCUCCCUCCGUCGACCGCAGCAGAUGCUGGCUCGCCCGGCCUUGGUGCUCGUGGCCGCCUAGGUAGCGGAAGCAAGUCUGCAUCUGGCAUUGGUGCGUGGGGCGACUUUUCUGCGAGACAGAAGGAAAGGGAAGAGGAGGAACGGCUUGCUCGCGUCAAAGUCACACUUCAAGACGCGCUCGCUGCGCUCGAGAAGGAGAAAGCAGGCGGCGCUGGCGCUGGAAGCGGCAUCGCUACACUAUUUGGAACACGUGCACUGGGCAAGCCAAAACGGCUAUAGCUUUGUCGCCAAUGCUUCACUUGCACAAUGUAUACACAUGUGCUCCAAUAUCU